CAUAGUCAACUCUCUCUGAUCUCGCAAAACUAUCCCCCAUUUACUUCUUACUUCCUCAACUACUGGCUGAACUCACUCUGUGUCUUAUCUUUUUGCACUACUCUCUCCUUCUUCUGUCCAUAAGAGCCCAUUACACGGGCAGGCAUCACUGCCGUCUGCAUUCCAGAGUCAAAGAAAGCAGCAGCAGUAUUUGAAUAGCAAUGGACGAUUAAAGGAGACCAUUAAGGAAACUCUUUGUGCAAAUAUAUGACAAUCGUCGUCCCCUCGUCUCACUUCAUCUCUUCUUCUCGUGGCAGCAGCAGUGAUAAUCGCGUUCAUCUGCUUAACUCUCCUUGUUCAAAGUUGGUCGACGUUUUCCCUUUAAUGAGUUGACAAUCACGUCAAGAGGUCUUUCUCCUUGCGUGCUCUUCCUCUCCUGUCUUUCAGCACUCAUUCAUUUCUCUCUCUCUUUUUGAUUCACUGUGUGUGUGAGUUGGUGUUUUACGGUGGCUAGUUAAUUCAUGAGAGUAAAUUCCGUGAAGUACACAUGUACAUACAAUUAUUGUUCUUCUCUACACCCACCUACGGUUUUUUCGUGAGGAUUUCUUUUUCCAGGGGAGAUUGACCUGUUGGUAGCGAUAAUAAUAUUGCUAGUUCACCCAUCGUCUCAACAAUUCGUGCCAGAGAGGAGAGGAGCAGCUGUAUCUGAGUUACGGGUUAUCUAUUCUUAACCCUUUACAUUCUCACGCAUCUCAGGAACUCAAGAGAACAGGGCGACGUUGAAAAGGAGGAGGGAAGAAACGCAUAAACUCAUCCGCAGACGGAGGAGGACAGCGAUUUGGCGACGAAGAAGGACAUCGAGUUGAAUUCCAGGCCAAAGGCGAGAAGAAGGCCGGGAGGAAGAUUGAUCCACUAUUGGAGGGGGUGGGAGGAGGGGGCGCUGGUGGGGACCAGAUGAUGGUUGGAUUCAACGGUCACGGCCGUGACCUCGUUCGUGACCACUCGUACAACAGACGCCACGAGUCCACCGCCUCCCUCCUCGACACCAUUGAAAAACGGACUCAAAAGACGUAUCGCUACGGAAUCGGGCUGGUGUGCAUUGGAGCGACGUUGAAUUGGCUGGGAUUUGCUCAGGGUAACAGUUACAUCGACCCAUUGCGGUACUUGGGGGUUGCGUCCGUGAUAAGUGGAUCCUUCUGCGUUUGCUUGGCCAUGUGUCGCUGGUUGGGACGACCAAUGUCCGGCCAUCUCUCCUCCCUCGAGGAGGAUUCGCUGAGCGGGAGGUCCACGGGGGAUGUGCACGUGAUCAAUGUUGCUGUCCCCAUGUUCGUGUCACCGGACAACUACCGGCCUUCUAAACCUCCUGACUACGAAAUAGUGGCGGCGGCUGGAGAGUUGCCCCCUCCCAAUUACGACGAGGCCAUCAAGCUCACGCCUGGUUCCUUGAUUGAUCCAGCCAGUCGUCCAAUUAGUCCUCUCUGUCAGUCAUGCGGUCCGUCACCUAGUCACUCCACAUGUCCACUCCUCCUAAUCUCUAAGGAACCCAGGAAAUCAAUAGAUGCCACCGGGUCUCCGCCGCCGCCUUAUCAUCCCAGCCCAACCAGAAGAGUAGUUUCUCCACCACCGUCCAAUAACCUUAAUUCUUAUCUCACCAACUCCCACUUCAACCACUCAGUGUCCUCCAUAAACUUGAUGAACUCUUCAAGCAGCCACCAAAGUCCAGAACAUGAGCAUUUACUCCAGCCGUCGGAAGAAGUGGAGGGAGAAACAGUGUCCUUGUUACCUGGUCCUUCUCCGCUGCUCCUGCCGCCAACCUCACCCACGAAGAACAGUACUCGACAACCUCCCACAACAACAGAUUCCUUUUUUCGCAGUGAUGACGAUAAUCAACAAAAUAUGAGACAUGAAUUUAUUCAAAUUUCUCUUCCUCUCGAACAUGAUUUAAAUUUAGCAAGAGACAAUUUAUGUGAAAGUGGUUCAAUAGUUGAAUGAUUUUGUUUAUAUAAAUAAUUGCUGCCAUGUUAUCCUCGCUCAAUAUGAAUGUUCCCCAGAAAUUUAUAUGCUGAGAAUCUCAAGGACUAUUUUAUAAGAGUAUUAUUUAUCUAAAGAAGAUUUGUUUUCCAAGUGGAGGGUUUAUUGUUGUGCAUGCUCUCGUGGUGAUUCAAUGAUUAAAGAGUUUUGUAAGUCCUCGAAUUA
Messenger RNA from Folsomia candida, 2175 nucleotides. RefSeq lists its product as uncharacterized. The record is from RefSeq and is a predicted model, not a curated record. NCBI's taxonomy places the organism in Eukaryota, Metazoa, Arthropoda, Collembola, Entomobryomorpha, Isotomidae. The transcript is spliced from 5 exons. Bases 934 to 1971 code for a protein of 345 amino acids.